GGAGCAGUGUCCAUACGGGACGGCCGGCUCCUGAGAGGGCGGUGGGCGGCUCACAGACUCACAGUGACCCGGUCAGCGAGCAGCUCAGAUGGCAGCAACCGUCGAAAAGGGGAUGGCGCUGGCGGCGGUGUUCGAUGGCCCGGGGAGGCCCCUGCGCCUGACGCGUUUGCCGCUGCCCGACCGGCUGGCUGAGGGAGAGGUGCUGCUGCGACUGGUGGCGGCUACCGUGUGUGGCUCGGACGUCCACACCAUCCGCGGAAUGCGCACCGAGCCGACUCCGGCGAUCUUGGGUCACGAGGGCGUGGGCCGUGUCGAAAUCAGCCGUCGACCUGACCUGACCCCGGGUCAGCUGGUGACCUUCUGCGUGUGUAACGUCUGUGGAGAGUGCGAUCGCUGCUCAGUGGGCCUGACACAGAAAUGUCGACAGCUAAUGAAGUACGGUCACACUACGCUUAGCAGCGGCAGCGGACUGAACGGCUGUUACUCGAGCCACGUGCUGAUCCGACCGGGCACCCACGUCGUUCCCCUGCCUCCGCAUCUGGCCGCCUCCCCUGGCCUGGCCGCGCCCAUCAACUGCGCCCUGGCCACGGUCAUGGCAGCGGCGCGCGCCCUGCAGAGCCAUCUGCCGGUGACCGCAAGAACUAGGGCACUGGUUCAGGGCGCCGGUCUGCUCGGCGUGUUUGCCUGUUCCGUCCUGCGGGACGAGCUGCGGUUCGGCGAGGUGUUCUGCACGGACACGGUGGCCGCCAGACGUCACAUGGCCGCCCGGUUCGGCGCCAGCCCGCUGGAACCGUCACAGCUGGAGGGAGAGGCCGGUCGUCAGUUUGUGGACUCUUUCGACUGCGUCGUCGAAGUUUGCGGCAGUCCAAAGGUGUUCCCCGGCGGACUGAGGUGUCUCCGACCGGGUGGCUGCUACGUGCUGGUCGGCAUGGUGCACCCCCACUCCCAGCUGGAUGUCACCGGACAGAACAUCAUCAGGAAGUGUCUUACAAUCAAAGGCGUACACAACUACACGGCCGGUGACCUGGACAGGGCCGUCGCCUACCUGGAGUCCGUGCUAGCCGAGGACCGAUACCCUCUGCACCAGCUGCUCAGCACGCCGUUCAGGCUGGACCAGAUUCAGGAGGCCGUGGACCAGUCUGAUAACUUCUAUCGCGUGCUGAUUGAGCCAUAACGCCAGUGACGUUCAACGCGCCCCGUUACGGCCAAUAGUCCUGGCAAUUGGCGUUGACUCGUGACCUGGGGACAACUAGCAAAUGGCGCGGGGUCCAUGUGCGUGCUGGCUGUCAAGUGUCACAAGUGUUGCACGGAACCUUUUUCGUGCCGUGCCAUGGCAUUUGUCUUGUCAACCUCGCCCUAAUUUUGUUACACCAAUUGCCUGUCGUUUCUAGAUUGCGUUCGAUUGUGAUCAUACCGCGGCAACCGAGCCGUCCGAUAUUGGAUGACAGAAAAAGGUGCUGAAUUAUAUAAGCGAUAUUACAGCGGCGGGCCUUUAUGAAAUAUUGAAAAGCUCAUCAGAAGAAGCGCAAUAUCCAUUUUUGAGACGGAUGGAAUAUUUGUGUCCCUCUAUCCAAUCUCAUUCCGUGCCUCUGCUCAUUAAAGUGGAUUCCAGUCGGCUUUGUGCUGACGGCAACUCGUGUGGGCCGGUUCGCGUGUCGCCGCCCGUUGUCGGUCCGCCUGGUUAGUCCGGUCGGCUAGACCGUGAUCCUCGAUGAGUGCUGUGGUAAGUGGAUUAUCGACUCCAUUUACCAACGGUAUUUGGCGGCCGCCAUCGGAAAUGACCCGUGCGUAGUUCAUUGGGUGGCCAAUGCCCAGUAUUGAUCCCAAAUGUGGCCUGUGCUUCGUUAGUCUGUGGUCCGUAAUAAAAACGCACGUCGAAUGCUGGGUGAA
Amphibalanus amphitrite is the source of this 1890-nucleotide messenger RNA. RefSeq names its product 5-exo-hydroxycamphor dehydrogenase-like. The record is from RefSeq and is a predicted model, not a curated record. NCBI's taxonomy places the organism in Eukaryota, Metazoa, Arthropoda, Thecostraca, Balanomorpha, Balanidae. Bases 89 to 1174 code for a protein of 361 amino acids. The transcript is spliced from 9 exons.